Rotaria sp. Silwood1 is the source of this 672-nucleotide messenger RNA. NCBI's taxonomy places the organism in Eukaryota, Metazoa, Rotifera, Eurotatoria, Philodinida, Philodinidae. The record is from the annotation of a GenBank genome assembly.
AUGGCGUCUCAGACUCGACCAUGCGCUAUUAAAAAAUGUGAAGUUUUUUCGUGUGCUGUAUGUCAUUGUUGUAAAAAUGAUCUAUGUCUCGAUCAUUUAAAAGAACACAAAGACCAACUUAAUGCCCGAUUAAUUCCACUUGCCAAUCAGAUCAAUACAUUUUUGGACGGUCUUGAACAUUUCAAUCCGACUUCAUCGUCUAGUUUUACAGCACUUGAAAAAUGGCGCAUUUCAGCUCAUGAUACUGUGGAUCGAUUCUACGAACGUAUGCGUCAUGAAUUAUUUGAACAAAAAAAGAAUAAACCAUUGGAAAAACUUCAUGCAACACGAGGUAUGUUAGAUCAACUUAUUCGAAAACAAGGAGCCACUCGUGAAAAUAUUGAUUCAUUGACUAAUGAUAUUCGAUCAAUUGAACAAGAAAUCAAUGCUCUUCAAAAUAUUCAAAUUAAUUUGCGUCCAUUAGUUAUUGAUGAUAAUUUAAUUAUUGCAUCGACUUCUGGAAACAGAACACAACAACGUACUGAAAAUAAUGAAUCACGACAAACAGCUUCAAUUAGUCAAAAUGAUUUAGAAGCACUUCAAUGCAAAAGUGCGUUUCAAAUUUUUGUUCAGUCGGUUACUGGACAAACAAUCUUUGUAACAGUAAAAUAUUUUAUGUACGAAUGUUCAUAA